AUGAACCGCGAACACACAUUCAGCACCGGGAAACAGACCAACCCUGUUCAAAAUGCCUCUUUCUUCUCGAAGCGUAGCUUCUGGUGGCUACGGGAAAUGUUCCACUACGGACAGCGGAAAGAAAUUACGGAGGAAAAGCUGUACACCACGCUUCCAGAGCACAGUAGCCAUGGAUUGGCUGAAACGUUCGAGCGGUUAUGGUCAGAGGAAGAACAGCGUGGACCAGACAAGGCGAGUUUUGCUCGUGUUUACUGGAGAGCAUUUGGCAAGGAAACUCUGUUCUGGGGCCUAGCAUUCUCGGCAUUCGAAACUGCCAACCGGGUCGCUCAGCCGCUGUUGCUAGGAGAGUUGGUAUCCUACUUUACGCCAAACCAGGACACCAUCAGCGAACGAGACGCGUACCUGUACGCGAUAGGUGUUAUCACCUGUUCGCUGUUAUCGGUCAUCUCAUUUCAUCCCUUCAUCUUUUACAUUUUUCAACUCGGAAUGAAGUUUCGCAUAGGCGCAUCGUGCUUAAUUUAUAACAAGGUACUUAAACUCUCUAAAUCGACCACCGCGGGAGAUGGACUUAAUGGGAAAAUCAUCAAUCUACUUUCGAACGACGUUGGCAAGUUCGAUAUAGCUUUGUGCUUCGUACAUGAUCUCUGGAAGGGCCCAAUGGAAGCUAUCCUUCUUGGCUAUUUCAUUUAUUGUCAAAUCGGCUUCUCGGGCUUGCUUGGGAUGGCGUUCUUGAUGAGUUUUAUCCCACUGCAAGCUUGGGUUGGUAAGAAAACGGCCACCUACCGGAUGAAGGCAGCUAAACGGACCGAUCUGCGUGUACGCUUCAUGAAUGAAAUUAUACAAGGCAUACAGGUGAUCAAAAUGUACACGUGGGAAAGCUCUUUCGCCAAGAUGAUCGAGACGAUCCGGCGGAAAGAGAUACAAGCGAUUCGAGGUGGUGCGUACGUGCGAGCAACGCUCAUAUCGUUUUUUACCGUAUCGCGUGUGUCCAUUUUUAUCAGCCUGCUGUCGUACACGGUCACCGAGAAUGUUAUCACUGCCAAAAAGGUCUUCAUUGUAACGUCGUUCUACAGCAUACUGAACGAUUCCAUGGUACAUUUCUGGCCAAUGGCGAUUACUUUCUGUGCCGAAGGUUACAUCUCGCUCAAACGCAUACGUGAUUUUCUUCUAACACCCGAAGGAAAAUCUUCGAUCGCUACAAACACGCAAUCGGCUGGAAAGGGAGGAAUGAAAAACACGAAAAAAACGAUGCGUGCUACCAGCGAUAAAGAUGGAGGCACGCAAGACCUAAAAGAAAGCAGCCAGCAAAACGGUAUCAAAGCUGCAGUAAAAAGUGAUGAGAUUGAUUCUGAACCCUUGCUGCCAAAACGUCUGGUGCAAACGGUGGCAGGUGAUAGGAAAGGUAUCGUACUCGAUAGCGCCACAGCACGUUGGAUGUGUCCUUCGGCAGUGUCAGGUGCGACUGUAACCGGUAAUGGAAGCGGCAGAGGAGAUGGUCCAGAAGAGACUUCAAAUAUAGGGAUAGAAUCUGUUAGCUUGACUGUUGAUCCUGGAAGAUUGUGUGUUCUGGUAGGUCCAGUUGGAUCCGGGAAGUCUACUCUACUACAGGUGAUUUUAGGAGAGCUUGAGCUGGACGAUGGAAGGGUGGAAAUUUAUGGUACCGUAAGCUAUGCCGCUCAAGAACCUUGGCUGUUUGGAGGAAGUGUGCGGAAUAACAUCCUGUUUACAGAAGAGUACGACGAGCGACGUUAUCUGCGAGUGGUACGCGUUUGCGCUCUGGAGAAAGACUUUGAACUGUUCCCGCAUGGUGAUCAAACGAUUGUAGGGGAACGCGGAAUUAGUUUAAGCGGAGGACAAAGAGCACGUGUUAAUCUGGCCCGUGCCAUCUACCGGAAGGCAGACAUCUAUCUACUGGAUGACCCAUUAUCAGCCGUUGAUACACAUGUGGGCAAGCAUAUCUACGAACUGUGUAUCCGCGAUUUCCUCGCGAAUAGUGUAUGUGUUUUGGUUACGCAUCAAUUGCAGUAUUUAAAAGAUGUUCAGCAGAUAGUUCUGAUGAAUGGUGGGCGAGUGGAAGCUUGUGGAAGCUUUAGAGAACUGAAGAAAUCGAAUAUCGAAUCGAUCAUGGCACUGACGCCUGACGAAUCUCCUCUCGAAAAUCCAAUAGAAAAGGAGCUCAAAAAUCUUCGCCCCAGACGGACUAGUGGAUCUUCGACUGGUUCUCAGCGUGACGACCUUAUGAUGGACCUGCUACAGCAAGAUAAGCAGGAAGAAGAAAAAGAAUCUCAAGGUGGUGCCGGUAGUGUGGGGCUAGCCGUGUACAAAACCUACAUAACUGCGGUCAAUAGUUGCGGCUGGGUAUUUUGGCUAAGUGCACUAAUGGUGCUAUCGCAAAUCGUUGUCAGUGGAGUGGACAUUUUUGUGGCAGAAUGGGUGAAUUGGGAAGAACAAGUUGCAGGCAUUCCUCCUGAGUUUGAUUUGAAUGAUAAUCAUACGAUCUUGAGUUCUCGUGAUGUGCGCAUUUUGCUCCAGGAGCAAACUAAUGUCAGUAACUUCAUUGAACGUCAGCAGUACAUUUGGAUUUACAGUGGAUUAAUAAUACUGCUGGUAAUCUUAGUUGUGCAACGAUCGUUUUCGUUCUUUUACGUCUGUCUUCGUAUAUCCGUAAAUCUACACGAUCGUUUGUUCCGUGGAUUAACCCGUGCAACUAUGCACUUCUUCAAUACAAAUCCUUCAGGUAGGAUUCUUAAUCGAUUUUCCAAAGAUAUUGGUUCGAUCGACUCUACGCUGCCGAUGGCCCUGCUAGACUGCGUCAUAUUUUUUCUGGAAAUGAUCGCGGUUGUAGCAGUAGUCUCGAUCGUCAACUAUUGGUUCCUUCUUCCAACGGCGAUUGUGGCUGUGAUAAUGUACUAUAUUCGACAUAUGUAUCUAAACACAUCACGGGUGGUAAAGCGCAUCGAAUCUGUCAACCGAUCGCCCCUCUUCUCACACACAAAUGCCACACUUCAAGGACUCUCGACGAUACGUGCUUUUGGUGCAGAAGCAGUGCUUAGACAUGAGUUUAACGAAUUUCUGGAUGUGAACUCGUCCGCUUGGUACAUGUUUAUCUCUACCAGUCGUGCUUUUGCGUUGUGGCUCGAUCUGGUGUGCGUUUUGUACAUCGGUGUCGUAACGAUAAGCUUUCUCAUCGGGAAUAGCCAGCAAAUGCUCGGUGGAAGCGUUGGAUUGGCCAUUACGAAGACGAUUAGCUUGGUCGGUAUGUGCCAGUGGGGGAUGCGGCAAUCGGCAGAAUUGGAAAAUCAGAUGGUUUCGGUGGAGCGAGUGAAUGAGUAUACAAAUCUACCUUCCGAACCACCGCUCGAGACGGCUCCAAAACACCGACCUCAACGUAACUGGCCCGAGUUCGGUGCGAUACGGUUUAUCAACGUAGAUCUACGCUACAAUGAGGACGGUGAACGUGUACUGAGGGAUCUUAAUUUUACCAUUCGUUCCAAUGAAAAGGUUGGAAUCGUGGGACGAACCGGGGCCGGUAAAUCAUCUCUCAUACAGGCACUGUUCCGUUUGGCACCGUUUGAGGGAAACAUCGAGAUCGACGACAUUGAUACGAAAACAUUGGGAUUGCGAGACUUGCGGAACAAAAUAUCGAUCAUACCGCAGGAUCCAAUCUUGUUUUCCGGCACACUGCGCAGCAAUUUGGAUCCUUUCGAUCAACGCAAGGACGACGAACUGUGGAAUGCGCUAGAUCAGGUUGAACUGAAGGAAGCGGUAUCUUCGCUGGCUGGCGGUUUGGAGUGUCGGAUGUCGGACGGCGGAAGUAAUUUUAGCAUGGGCCAAAGGCAGUUGGUUUGUCUUGCAAGAGCGAUUCUGCGUAACAAUAAAAUCCUCGUAUUAGAUGAAGCUACUGCCAAUGUUGACCCUGAAACGGACAAACUUAUUCAAUCUACUAUUCGAACAAAAUUCGCCCAUUGCACAGUAUUAACUAUUGCGCAUCGAUUACACACGGUUAUGGAUAGCGAUCGGGUAUUGGUGAUGGACACAGGACGCGUAGUCGAAUUUGGACAUCCGCACGAGCUUCUGCAUGGUCCGAUUGGUUAUCUUCGCCGUCUAGUAGAUCAAACCGGAGUAGCUACUGCGGCAAUGUUGAUGCGUACUGCCGAGGAUAACUUUAAAAAAUCUAGCGCAAGACAAACAGAAGCAAUCACCCUGGGACUGUCAUAA
This is a messenger RNA of Anopheles marshallii, 4218 nucleotides long. RefSeq names its product ATP-binding cassette sub-family C member 4 (gene rdog). Gene Ontology annotation, molecular function: ATP binding; ABC-type transporter activity; ATP hydrolysis activity. Gene Ontology annotation, cellular component: membrane. The coding region runs from base 1 to 4218 and encodes 1405 amino acids. The record is from RefSeq and is a predicted model, not a curated record. Gene Ontology annotation, biological process: transmembrane transport. The transcript is spliced from 4 exons. NCBI's taxonomy places the organism in Eukaryota, Metazoa, Arthropoda, Insecta, Diptera, Culicidae.